AUGGCGCGGAGGGGGCGGGCGGAGGUCGGAGGGGGAGGACGGCGCGGGAGCCGCCUCCGCCGGGCAGCUGCAGUCCCCCCUGGGCGAGCGGCGGUGCGGAGCUCCGACGGCUGCAGAGGCUGGACAGCUCCUGAGCGGCCCGGCUGGCUCCAGCGGCGUCAGUUCAGCGCCGGGACUCGGCGGACAGCUCCCUCCCCCGCCCCGCCCCGCCCCGCCCGGCUGCAGCGGGAGGGCAGAGCCGCGCGGGGACUUGGGGAUCGGGCGCAGCGGCGGCGGCAGCGGCAGCAGCGCUCUGAGCGGCGCCGAGGGCAGCAAGACGGACGCGCGGCGGGGAGCAGCCUCCUCUCGGGGAACCUACUCGGCGGCGGCGGCGGAGGAGAAGGAGGCGAAGGAGGCAUGGGCCGGCUGCUGCUGCUGCCGCCGCCCCCGGGGCGCCGGGCCCGAGUCCCCGCAGGGCUGCUCCUUCUGCUCGGUGAGCGCUGCCUUCCCCGGACGGGGCUUUCUGCCCAGCCCCCCCUGCCCCUGUUUGGCGCAGCUGGGGAGCCGCUGGCUGCGAGGGCGGCGGGGGGGAGCGGACCGUGGAGAGGCUGGCCGGGGGGCCGGGCUGGGCGUCGGGGAAAGCCUUCCGCCCCCUGCCCAGCUCAGCCCAGCGGCGUGGUGCUUCUGCUCCCGGCAGGGGCGGCGCUGUCGGGGGGCGGCGCGGCGGCGCAAGAAGUGGAGAACCUGUCGGGCCUCUCGCCCAACCCGGAGAAGGUCAUCUUCGCCGUGCGCCAGAACGAGACCACCUGCCUCAUGGCCGAGUUCGCCGCCCGCUUCCUCGUCCCCUACGACGUCUGGGCCAGCAACUUCGUCGACCUGAUCACGGAGCAGGCGUCCAUCCCGCUGUCCCGCGGCGCCGAGGAGCAGGGGCGGUGCGGCGCCAACGAGUCGGAGCUGCAGAUCUCCUGGGCCCAGCGCGCCUUCUCCCUUCGCCUCUCCUUCGUCAAGGAGGGGCGCAACAGCAGCCGGGGGGCGGAGGCCUGGUGGAAGAUGAACCGAGUCCAGUUCAUCUACGACAGCUCCGAGCGCACCUACUUCAAGGACCCCGUCAACCCUGGGAAGCACACCGCCACCACCCGCCACCUUUCUGCUUUGGUCACCCCUGCCGGGAAGUCCUACGAAUGCCAGGCUCAGCAGACCAUCACCAUGACGUCCAGCGACCACCAAAAACCAGUCGUCCUCCUGCUGUCGGAGCUCCGCCUCCAGCCCUUCGAUAUCAGCUCGGAUUUCGAAUACGGGGAAGAGCAUAAAUGCCCCGUGGACCAAAGGGAACAACUAGAAGAAACCCUCCCUCUUGUUCUGGGCUUGAUUUUGGGACUGAUUAUUGUGAUAACUCUGGGGGUCUACCACGUCCAUCUCAAAAUGACUGCGACUAGUCAAGUUCCAAUUCCACGCGAUAGAUCGGAGUAUAAGCACAUGGGUUAGCUGGUCUGGAGACAGUCAGGUAAUUGAAGCAAAAGCACCUUCCCCCCAGUAGGUCAGGGGCCCACAUUAUGGAACGA
Molecule: messenger RNA, 1541 nt
Organism: Heteronotia binoei (common prickly gecko)
Lineage: Eukaryota; Metazoa; Chordata; Lepidosauria; Squamata; Gekkonidae
Gene: LAMP5
Product: lysosomal associated membrane protein family member 5
Exons: 5
Coding region: 1-1464 (487 amino acids)
Cellular component (GO): membrane
Source: RefSeq, a predicted model, not a curated record